Molecule: messenger RNA, 4122 nt
Organism: Chanos chanos (milkfish)
Lineage: Eukaryota; Metazoa; Chordata; Actinopteri; Gonorynchiformes; Chanidae
Gene: otud4
Product: OTU deubiquitinase 4
Exons: 20
Coding region: 1-3978 (1325 amino acids)
Biological process (GO): protein deubiquitination; negative regulation of interleukin-1-mediated signaling pathway; regulation of protein K48-linked deubiquitination
Molecular function (GO): K63-linked deubiquitinase activity; cysteine-type deubiquitinase activity
Source: RefSeq, a predicted model, not a curated record
AUGGAGGUCCGUUCAUCAAAUAUGCAAACUAAUGACGACAGAGAGCAUGAGAAACUAAUGGAUGAACAUCUCAAAGCGAAUGGGUUUUACCGAAAGAAGAUAGCUAAGGAUGGCUCCUGUCUGUUUAGGGCGGUCGCAGAACAGGUUCUGCACUGUCAAGGCCUGCAUACCAAGGUUAGGGCUGCCUGUGUGAAUUACUUGAGACAGAACAGAGAUUUAUACGAAUCGUUUAUUGAGGGCGACUUUGAAGAAUACCUGGAGAGGCUUCAGGACCCUCAGAGUUGGGUGGGACAGGUGGAAAUUACUGCAUUGGCUGAGCUGUAUAAGCAUGAUUUUGUGAUCUAUCAGCAACCUGGACAGCCUCCUGUUAAUAUAACAGAGAAUGGUUUCACUGAUAAAGUUCGACUCUGUUUCCUCAAUGGGAACCAUUAUGACAGUGUUUACCCUGCCUCUUUUCCAACAAGUUCAGCCAUCUGCCAGUCUAUCUUGUAUGAACUGCUGUAUGAGCGUGUGUUUGGUGUGGAUCAUAAGGUGUUAGCCUCAUGUUUGAAAAGAGGCAAAGAGAAGGAUGAGGAGGCCGAAACAAAAGAGUGCAAGAGCAGUGACGAAUCUGACAUAGAAGAGGAAGAUGAGUUUUGGAAAGAGACGGAAGGAAGGUCCAAUGAAACUGCUGGCAGGGCAGCCAACACGAACAGCAGACAACCCUAUAAGGGUCGUGAGAGGGGUCCCUCACGUGGAGGGCGUGACGCUUUCUCUCGGAAAGUGGAGAAGUCUCUGAACCCUUGCGUCUUCAGGAAUGUGGAGUAUGAUGUGUGGGUCAGCUCUGUAAGAGCCCAGCAGAAGCGUGAUUUCUGUAUGGCAGCGGGACUGCAGUACACCGUGGGAGACACAUGCAAGGUGCGUCUGAACGGUCGUUCCUACAGUGCUUACAUAGAGGAGGUCAGCCCCAACAAUGGCCCUGUCACUGUCUACAUAGAACACCUCAAAAAAAAGCACACCUUGCCAUUGUGGGAUCUAUGCUUUCCAUCUGAGGACAGACCAUCCUGGAGUAGGGUGACUGAGAGAGGCAGAAAACACCAUGUAGCCAAUGUUAAUGGACACACACCCUCUGACUGGGAAACCAAAGGAGGAAAGAAGCUCAGCAAAUCUGUGUCAAGUGCUCCCCAGGCCACAGCAGGCCUUGCCCCUGGCAACCGCGUGCAGAAACAGCAUUCUUGGCCCCCAUUAGCAAGUGUAGAGGAGCAGGCAGGGGCAAGGAAUGGGACUUCCAGGAGGGUAGUUGACAGUGUCGCUGCAGUGGGUUUGUCGCCUAAGGAAGAGGAGGAGAAAGUGCUGCUGGAGCUUCUUAACAGAGAUGAAGAAUCUUUUCCUGCUCUUGGAGCAAGCACACAAACGGCGGUUGAAGGGGGGAAGAGGUCUAGUGCAACACACGGUGAAAAGAGGAGCUCCCGCAAGAGGUCUGACCAAAAGGAGAAAGGCCAAGAGACAGGCACUAAAGAGUCCCAAGUUCAACCCCAGAAGACGUUUCAGAGAGGAGAGAUGGGCAAACAUGCGAAGAAGGGGUCAGUUGACCAAGACCACAGAAGCUCUCCCAUCAUUGAAGAGAAAUCCAAACCCUCGCCCACCCCCCUACCUUCUUUAGCUGGCACCCCCUCUCAACCCUCUUCUGCCCCCGUGUCCACUAAACCUGUCCCAGCCCCUUCUCAGAAUGCUCCCUCAUCCACCCCACCACCACUAACUCAGCCCAAUAGUGUACCUGUAGCAACCCCUGUUGCAUCUCAGACUGACUCCAUCUCUGUAUCUACCCCUGUAUCCUCUAAAACCACUCAGGCUCCUGUAGCUGGCACAGUCCCUGCUGAGCCUGCCCCUGCUCCUUCCCCUGGACUUUCUCAAAUUGCUCCUGUUAGCCAAGCGUCCGCCUCUGUCUCCUCAGAAGCUCUACCCUCCACUGCACCGUCUUCUGUCCCAGCUCCAGCUGCCCCUUCCCUCUCUUUUUGUGCCCCUGUCUCUUAUGUUGUGGUCUCUGACCGCACAAAAAGUGACCCUCCCUCAUCCGACCCUCUUUCCCUCAAACUCACUGGUACUGCUGCCAUGUGUCCUGUAGCUUCAUCUGCCCCUAGCACUGCCGUGACAUCUCCUGCUGUAUCUGCCCCACUUACCACCGUUCAGACUGCUGCUGCUGUGUCUACUGUCAGUGCUGUAGAUGCCACCCCACCCACCUGUGCCUCCCCUGCUCAAGGUGUUCUCUCCUCUGCCCCUGUGCAGGCCUCUGUACCAGUCACAGCAUUCCCUGUCUCUGUUGCAUCUUCUGCUCCUGCCUCCUUGCCCAUGCAUACAGCGGCGGUCAGCUCUCCUUCACUGAAGCCUACCCCUCCCCCCCAGACUGCCCAUGUGCCAGCUCCUCCUGAUUCCCAGAAUGCCCCUAUCCCUGUUCCACCCUUUCAGGCACCUCCCGUGCCCCCUGUCUCUCUGCCUCCAAUCAUACCCAAUUCUUCAGAGCCGCAUGCUGCACCUGGACCUGCUGUCGGUAUCGCUACCUCUGUAGGGUCAGAUUACCAUUCGCAGCCCCCAGCACCCAAUCAGCCUCCAUUCGUCUCCCAGAUUCUACAGGAUCCACUGUACCCGGGAUUCCCACAAAACGAUAAGGGAGAAAGAAUUCCGACACCUCCAUAUUCCCUCCAACGCACUGGAGAGGACUUGCCUAACGAUGUGAAUGUGCUUAGAUUCUUCUUCAAUCUCGGACUCAGGGCCUACACUUGUCCGAUGCAUGCACCUGCCUCCUAUCUUUUUCAUCUACAAGCUCAUGCCAUGCAGUCCAAAAUGCCCACUUCUACCCCAAGCCCCUACAUGCCCCCCUCGUUCCCAGACAACACCAUCAAGAGAGUGAUCCCAUCUCCUAGUGGCUCCUUUGUACCAGAGAGCUAUAGUAACAUGCCUAUGGGAUCAGCAAGAGUGGGAAAUUCCCCUGCAGGACAGUUUGAGCCCCAGGGUGUGGUUUUGUCUUCUCCUCAAGCAGAGCCUCCAACUAGAGUGGGAUACAACCCCAACACUCAGACAACACCUCUGCACAUGCCUCCACGUCCAAAUGUUCCCAUGCCCUGGCCUACCCUGCCCCAACCAGGGGUUUUCCCUGGAGUUUACCCUCCUCCACAUCAUGUUCCCCCUCCUCAGUACCCUCCUCCUCCUCUUCCUCCUCAGUGUGCUCCUUCAGGGGGACAGCUGUACCCACCUACCUCGCUAGGACCACAGAGGCUACCCCUUCCUCAUCUAAUGCCCCCUGAAAUGCUCAAUCUCCCCACACAGGCAUCAAAAGACUUCACAUUAUGUGGUCCAAUGGCCACUGCUGCUACAACAGUGGAAAGUGGACAGGGAGAUGUUCAGAGGUCUGUUCUUCCAGCUAUGGAAAAGGUUGCGUGGCAGCCACCUACCAGAAGUGGAGAUUGUAAGCUUGGGAACGUUGCUAUGGUUAUGCCAACUGUUGAUGCACAAUAUGGUGGCCCUAAUCCAGUUGCCCAGUCAUUUUCUAUUUGCCUCCCUCCAAAGGAAGGAUCAGAACCUCCAAGUCAGUUUUUAGCAGGUAGGCUGGUUAGAGAUGAUGGCAUCACAAGCGUUCUACAAAGCAGUUCUCCAGGUGGACCUGUGAUAGGGCUGGAACUGAGUCCGGCAGUGUCCGAUAUCCAGUCGUGCUCUCCGGCGGAGGACUGGGAGUCUGAAGUGGCACUUCAUGCAGCAGACUUGAGAAACGGCCGUUCGUUCCAUAGCCGAUCUUUCAAGGGAGCUGGGAGGCAUGGCCAAGAGGACGGACGAGGCUUUAGGAGGAGAGGAUCCCGUGGGCGAAGAGAGUAUGGUCAGUGGGGGAGGAUGGAUUAUCAGUCAUCGCACUUUAGAGGACAGAGUGGGAGGGGCAGGAUGCAGAGCUACAAUCAGCACUCCAGGGGCAGAGAAGCAGGUCACACAGGAGGACAGUUUCCUAUGUAAAUCUCUGAAAUACAAAUUCAGUCAUUCUUUUUCUGUGGAUUUUCCAGUUUGCCUGAGUAUUUUUUUCUUUUUACUUUGUUUACCUAUAUUUAGUUGUGGUACACUUGAUUUUCCUCUCUGCUUUAAAGUGAUCGAUGUGUUUGU